CUCUCACACAUAUACCAUCGGAUACUCGAAAAGCAAAUAAAGGGCAUCCAGAGCGCCGCUUGAGAACCAGCGAGCCUUUAUUUCCUUUCUUAUCUGCUCCGAAAGCAUAUUAGGCCCAGACCAUAACAAACCCUAAAUCCAUUGCAAAGAUGAAUAGGGAGAGACUUAUGAAGAUGGCUGGUGCAGUUCGCACUGGAGGGAAAGGCAGCAUGAGAAGGAAGAAGAAGGCUGUCCACAAGACUACAACUACAGAUGAUAAAAGGCUCCAGAGCACCCUGAAAAGAAUAGGAGUGAAUGCUAUUCCUGCAAUUGAGGAAGUUAACAUAUUUAAGGAUGACAUAGUUAUCCAGUUUUUGAACCCCAAAGUUCAAGCAUCAAUUGCUGCCAAUACAUGGGUUGUUAGUGGUGCUCCACAAACAAAGAAAUUGCAGGAUAUUCUUCCUCAAGUUCUUGGCCAUUUGGGGCCUGAUAAUUUGGACAAUCUGAAGAAGCUAGCUGAGCAGAUACAGAAGCAGGCACCUAAUGCAGGCUCUGCUGCAACUGCACCCCAAGAGGAUGAUGAAGAUGAGGUCCCAGAGCUUGUUGCUGGGGAGACUUUUGAAGCUGCUGCGGAGGAGGGUAAUGCUGCUCCUAAGGAAGAUAUAAAGUGAUUUUGUGCAAUUUUAUAUACUUCCUAUGUUCUUUCUAAGUUGUUUUUCCAAUUAUAGGUUCAUGCUUUAUCUGAUGUUUAGCGACAGAGAAUGGUUGUUUAAUGUUUUGAUCGAAUUUAUACUUUUAGAAAUCUGAUAUGUUGUCCUCAUUAUUUCACUUUAACUGGUGCUACUGGUCAUAAACUACCAUUUGUUAGCACCAUUUUGAUGGCUGUGUUCCUGAAGUUUUCUGUUCCUCCUAUCUUAUUAUGUCCAGCAUAUAACAUUGUUGGAUCUUGCUCUCA
Jatropha curcas is the source of this 934-nucleotide messenger RNA. NCBI's taxonomy places the organism in Eukaryota, Viridiplantae, Streptophyta, Magnoliopsida, Malpighiales, Euphorbiaceae. The record is from RefSeq and is a predicted model, not a curated record.